AUGGGGGUACGAAAGGAGGCCUCCCUGACAGUCCCCAGUGUCCAGCUCCCAGCAGAGGUGACCCAGGGACUGAGGGCCUACGACGACUUGUCUGUGCCCGAGGAUGCGGAGACGGCCACUGUGGGCCGGGCUGGCUGGAACUAUUCAGACCUUUCUGAUGAUGAAGACUUGCUGGCCGACAGCGCCUCAGGAGAUGAUCUCGGCAGUGGGGACGUGGGCAGCGGGGACUUCCAGCUGGUUUAUUUCCGGGCCCUGGUUAAUUUCACACGCUCCAUCGACUACAGCCCCAAGCUGGAGGAUGCAGGCUCCGUGGAGUUCCGAGAGGUGUCUGAAGCUGUGGUAGACACGCUGGAGUCGGAGUACUUGAAGAUCCCUGGAGACCAGGUUGUCAGUGUGGUGUUCAUCAAAGAGCUGGAUGGCUGGGUCUUUGUGGAGCUGGAUGUGGGCUCGGAAGGGAACGCCGAUGGGGCUCAGAUUCAGGACGUGCUGCACUCGGUCAUCUCCAGCAGCUCCAUUGCCUCCUACAUCACCUCUCCCCAGGGCUUCCAGUUCCGACGCCUGGGCACAGUGCCUCCCCAGGUGUCAAGGGCAUGCACCGAGGCCGAGUUUGCCUGCCACAGCCACAACGAGUGUGUGGCCCUGGAGUACCGCUGUGACCGGCGACCUGACUGCAGGGACAUGUCUGAUGAGCUCAAUUGUGAGGAGCCAGUUUCAAGCACCAAGGCACCCGCUGUGGUGGAGACAUCACCUCUAGAACGCGAACCAGGGGACCCAAUCAUGCGGCAGCCACCAGAAACCCCUGCUCCCAGGCCUCUGAUUCCUGAGCACAGCAGACCCUGUGGGUCCCACGAAUUCACCUGUCCCAAUGGGCAGUGCAUCCUCAAAGACUACCUCUGUGACGGCCAGGAGGACUGCAUGGACGGCAGCGAUGAGCUGAAUUGUGGUCCCUCGCCGCUCUGUGAGCCCAAUGAGUUCCUUUGUGCAAACGGGCACUGUGCCUUCAAGCUGUGGCGCUGUGACGGAGACUAUGACUGCGAAGACCACAGCGACGAGGUCAACUGUACCGCCAAGCGCCCUGAGGACGUGUGCGGGCCCACACAGUUCCGCUGUGUCUCCAACGAUAUGUGCAUCCCGUCCAGCUUCCACUGUGAUGAAGAGAGCGACUGUCCCGACCGCAGCGAUGAAUUUGGCUGCAUGCCUCCUCAGGUGGUGACCCCUCCCCAGGAGUCCAUCCAGGCUUUCCGGGGCCAGACAGUGACCUUCACUUGCGUGGCCAUUGGUGUGCCUACCCCCAUCAUCAACUGGAGACUCAACUGGGGUCAUAUCCCUUCACAUCCUAGGGUGACAAUGACCAGUGAAGGUGGCCGAGGCACACUGACCAUCCAUGAUGUGAAGGAGGGAGACCAAGGUGCCUACACCUGCGAGGCCAUUAACUCCCGUGGCAUGGUGCUUGGCAUUCCUGACGGGGUCCUGGAGCUCAUCCCGCAACGAGGUGUGGGCUCGGGGGCAGGUCCCUGCCCUGAUGGCCACUUCUACCUGGAGGACAGCGCUUCCUGCCUGCCUUGCUUCUGCUUUGGCAUCACCAACAUGUGCCAGAGCAGCCGCCGUUUCCGAGAUCAUAUCCAACUGCGCUUUGACCGGCCUGAUGACUUCAAGGGCGUGAACGUGACCAUGCCCUCGCAGCCCGGCAUGCCGCCCCUGUCCUCCACCCAGCUGCAGAUUGACGUUGCUCAGCAAGAGUUCCAGCUGGUCGACCUGUCCCGCCGCUUCCUCGUCCAUGACUCCUUCUGGGCUCUGCCAGAGCAGUUCCUAGGCAACAAGGUGGACUCCUAUGGAGGCUCCCUGCGCUACAAGGUGCGCUAUGAGCUGGCCCGUGGCACGCUGGAGCCGGUGCAGCGGCCGGACGUGGUCCUCGUGGGUGCUGGAUAUCGCCUGCUGUCCCGGGGCCACACACCCACCCAGCCUGGUACUCUGAAUCAGCGCCAGGUCCACUUCUCAGAAGAGCACUGGGUCCACGAGUCUGGCCAGAUGGUGCAGCGAGCAGAGCUGCUACAGGUGUUGCAGAGCCUAGAAGCUGUGCUCAUCCAAACAGUGUACAACGCCAGGAUGGCCAGUGUGGGGCUGAGUGACGUUGUGAUGGAUACCACUGUCAGCCACACCACCAGUCAUGGCCGCACCUACCGUGUGGAGGAGUGCAGAUGUCCCAUUGGCUAUUCCGGUUUAUCCUGUGAGAGCUGUGAUGCCCACUUCACUCGGGUGCCUGGUGGACCUUACCUAGGCACCUGCUCUGGCUGCAACUGCAAUGGCCAUGCCAGCUCCUGUGACCCUGUGUAUGGGCAUUGCCUGAAUUGUCAGCACAACACCGAGGGGCCACAGUGCAACAAAUGCAAGGCUGGUUUCUUUGGGGAUGCCACAAAGGCCACAUCCACUGCGUGCCGGCCCUGUCCUUGUCCAUACAUCGACGCCUCCCGAAGGUUCUCAGACACCUGCUUCCUGGACACAGAUGGCCAACCCACAUGUGAUGCAUGUGCCCCAGGCUACACUGGCCGCCGCUGUGAGAGCUGUGCCCCCGGAUACGAAGGCAACCCCAUCCAACCAGGCGGGAAAUGCAUACGCUCCAACCAGGAAUAUGCACGCUGUGAUGAGCGAGGCAGCAUGGGAACCUCUGGAGAAACCUGCCGCUGUAAGAACAACGUGGUGGGACGACUGUGCAAUGAGUGUGCCAAUGGCUCCUUCAACCUGAAUGCUCGCAACCCCGACGGCUGUCUCAAGUGCUUCUGUAUGGGCGUCAGCCGCCAGUGCACCAGCUCCUCCUGGAACCGUGCCCAGGUGCUUGGGGCCUCUGAGGAGCCCGCCCAGUUCAGCUUGAUCAACACUGCAGGCACGCACACCACCAGCGAGGGCAUCUCCUCACCCACAGCUGGAGAGCUGGUCUUCUCCUCUUUCCACAGCCUCCUAUCCGGACCCUACUUCUGGAAUCUCCCCGCACGCUUCCGGGGGGACAAGGUGACCUCCUACGGGGGAGAGCUUCGCUUCACAGUGACACAGCGGCCCGAGCCUGGCUCCAUGCCACUGCACGGGCAGCCCCUGGUGGUGCUGCAGGGCAACAACAUCGUCCUGGAGCACCACGUGUCUCAGGAGCUUCGCCCUGGUCAACCCAGCACCUUCACUGUGCCCUUCCGGGAGCAAGCAUGGCAGCGGCCUGACGGGCAGCCGGCCACCAGGGAGCACUUGCUGAUGGCACUCGCAGGCAUCGACACUCUCCUGAUCCAGGCAUCCUACACCAGUCGACCAGCUGAGAGCAGAGUCUCUGGCAUCAGCAUGGACGUAGCUGUGCCCGAGGACACUGGUCAGAACCCUGCAGUGGAAGUGGAGCAAUGUUACUGCCCGCCGGGGUACCGUGGCCCAUCCUGCCAGGACUGUGACACAGGCUACACACGCAUGCCCAGUGGCCUCUACCUGGGCACCUGUGAACGCUGCGGCUGCCAUGGCCACUCAGAGCUCUGUGAACCAGAAACAGGUGCCUGCCAAGGCUGUCAGCACCACACGGAGGGCCCUCGGUGUGAGCAGUGUCAGCCAGGAUACUAUGGGGAUGCCCAGCAGGGGACACCCCAAGACUGCCAGCCGUGUUCAUGCCACGGAGCCCCUGCAGCUGGCCAGGCUACACACACUUGCUUUCUGGACACAGACGGUCACCCCACCUGUGAUUCGUGCUCCUUGGGCCAUAGUGGGCGCCACUGUGAGAGGUGUGCCCCAGGUUACUAUGGCAACCCCAGCCAGGGCCAGCCAUGCCGAAGAGAUGGCCAGAUGCAAGUGCCGACAGGCUGUGGCUGUGACCCCCAGGGCAGCAUCAGCAGCCAGUGUGAUGCUGCCGGCCAAUGCCAGUGCAAGGCCCAGGUAGAAGGUCUCACCUGCAACCAGUGUCGGCCCCACCACUUCCACCUGAGCGCCAGCAACCCCGACGGCUGCCUGCCCUGCUUCUGCAUGGGUGUCACGCAGCAGUGCGCCAGCUCCUCCUACACCCGCCAUCUGAUCUCCACGCGAUUUGCCCCUGGGGACUUUCAAGGCUUCGCCCUGGUGAACCCACAGCGGAACAGCCGUCUGACGGGCGGCUUCACCGUGGAGCCUGUGCCUGACGGCGCCCAGCUCUCUUUCGGCAACUUCGCCCAGCUCGGCCAUGAGUCCUUCUAUUGGCAGCUGCCGGAGACAUUCCAGGGAGACAAGGUGGCAGCAUAUGGUGGCAAGCUUCGCUACACCCUCUCCUACACGGCUGGGGCUCAGGGCACCUCAUUAUCCGACCCUGAUGUCCAGAUUACGGGCAACAACAUCAUGCUGGUGGCCUCCCAGCCUUCACUGCAAGGCUCCCAGAGGAAGAGCUAUGAGAUUGUGUUCCGAGAGGAAUUCUGGCGCCGGCCUGACGGGCAACCAGCCACACGUGAGCACCUUCUGAUGGCACUGGCUGACCUGGACGAGCUCCUGCUUCGGGCCACUUUCUCCUCAGUGCCGUUGGCCGCUAGCAUCAGUGCAGUCAGCUUGGAGGUCGCCCAGCCUGGACCCUCCAGCGGACCCCGAGCCCUGGAGGUGGAGGAGUGCCGCUGUCCCCCGGGCUAUGUUGGCUCCUCCUGCCAGGACUGCGCCCCAGGCUACACACGCACCGGAAGCGGACUUUACCUCGGUCACUGUGAGCUGUGUGAAUGCAAUGGCCACUCGGACCUGUGUCACCCAGAGACUGGAGCUUGCUCGCAAUGCCAGCACAACGCUGCUGGAGAAUUCUGUGAGCAGUGUGCACCUGGCUACUAUGGAGAUGCCACAGCCGGGACCCCUGAGGACUGCCAGCCCUGUGCCUGCCCACUGACCAACCCAGAAAACAUGUUCUCCCGCACCUGUGAGAGUCUAGGAGCUGGUGGGUACCGCUGCACAGCCUGCGAACCAGGCUACACUGGCCAGUACUGUGAACAGUGUGCCCCAGGUUAUGUAGGUAACCCCAAUGUGCGGGGGAGCCGAUGCGUACCACAGGCCGAUCAAACCCCACUGGUGGUUCAGGUCCAUCCUGCUCGGAGCAUAGUGCCCCAAGGUGCACCCCAUUCCCUACGAUGCCAGGUCAGUGGGAACCCACCUCACUACUUCUACUGGUCUCGUGAGGAUGGGCGGCCUGUACCCAGCAGCACCCAGCAGCGACACCAAGGCUCCGAGCUCCACUUCCCCAGUGUCCAGCCCUCAGAUGCUGGUGUCUACAUUUGCACUUGCCGGAAUCUCCAUCAUGCCAAUACCAGCCGGGCAGAGCUGCUGGUCACUGAGGCACCAAGCAAGCCCAUAACCGUGACCGUGGAGGAGCAGAGGAGCCAGAGCGUGCGUCCCGGAGCCGAUGUCACCUUUAUCUGCACGGCCAAGAGCAAGUCUCCAGCUUACACCUUGGUGUGGACCCGCCUGCAUAAUGGGAAGCUGCCAUCCCGAGCCAUGGAUUUCAAUGGCAUCCUGACCAUCCGCAACGUGCAGCCAAGUGAUGCAGGGACCUACGUGUGCACGGGCUCCAAUAUGUUUGCCAUGGACCAAGGCACAGCCACAUUGCAUGUACAAGCCUCAGGUGCCCCAUCUGCCCCUGUGGUCUCCAUCCACCCACCACAAGUCACGGUGCAGCCUGGACAGCUGGCUGAAUUCCGCUGCAGUGCCACCGGGAACCCCACACCCACCCUCGAGUGGACAGGGGGCCCUGGUGGCCAGCUCCCUCAGAAGGCACAGAUCCAUGGUGGCAUCCUGCGCCUCCCAGCUGUGGAACCCUCGGACCAGGGCCAGUACCUGUGCCGCGCCCACAGCAGCGCCGGGCAGCAUGUGGCCAGGGCCAUGCUGCAUGUGCAUGGAGGCAAUGGGCCCAGGGUCCAAGUGAGCCCGGAGAGGACUCAGGUACACGAAGGCCGCACCGUCAGGCUGUACUGCAGGGCUGCAGGGGUACCCAGUGCCACCAUCACCUGGAGGAAGGAAGGGGGCAGUCUCCCCCCACAGGCCCGAUCAGAGCGCACAGACAUCGCCACACUGCUCAUCCCCGCCAUCACCACUGCAGACGCUGGCUUCUACCUCUGUGUGGCCACCAGCCCUGCAGGCACCGCUCAGGCCCGCAUCCAAGUGGUCGUCCUUCCAGCCUCAGGUUCCAGCACACCGCCAGUCAAGAUUGAGUCCUCGUCCCCUUCUGUGACUGAAGGACAGAUGCUGGACCUCAACUGUGUGGUGGCAGGGCAGGCCCAUGCCCAGGUGACAUGGUACAAGCGAGGGGGCAGCCUCCCUCCUCACGCCCAGGUCCAUGGCUCCCGGCUGCGGCUCCCCCAGGUUUCACCAGCUGAUUCUGGAGAAUAUGUAUGCCGAGUGGAGAGCGAAUCCGGUCCUAAGGAGGCCUCCAUCAUUGUCUCUGUCCUCCAUGGUGCCUAUCCAGGUCCCAGUUAUACCCCAGCUCCUGGAGGUUCCCAGCCCAUCCGCAUUGAGUCCUCCUCAUCUCACGUGGCUGAAGGGCAGACCCUGGAUCUGAACUGCGUGGUUCCUGGCCAAGCCCAUGCCCAGGUCACUUGGCACAAGCGUGGGGGCAGCCUCCCCGCCCGACACCAGACCCACGGCUCGCUGCUGAGGCUACACCAGGUGUCCCCCGCUGAUUCGGGCGAGUACAUGUGUCGAGUGGUCCUUGCCUCUGGGCCUGUGGAGACCUCUGUCCUGGUCGCCAUUGAACCCAUUGGUUCCAGCUCUGGUACCAUCCCUGGCCCAGUCCCACCUGUCAGGAUUGAGUCCUCAUCCUCCACAGUGAUCGAGGGGCAGACCUUGGAUCUGAGCUGUGUGGUGGCAGGGCAGGCCCAUGCCCCUGUCACAUGGUUCAAGCGUGGAGGCAGCCUCCCUGCCCGACACCAGGUCCGCGGCUCCCGCCUCUACAUAUUCCAGGCCUCCCCAGCUGAUGCGGGCGAGUAUGUGUGCCGGGCCAACAAUGGUGUAGAAGCCUCCAUCACGGUUACUGUAAGGUCAUCCCAGGACACCUACUACCCCUACCCCUCAGGAGACUCCCAGCCCAUCCGCAUCGAGUCCUCUUCUUCACAAGUGGCCGAGGGACAGACCCUGGAUCUGAACUGCGUGGUGCCUGGGCAGGCUCAUGCCCAGGUCACAUGGCACAAGCGUGGGGGUAGCCUGCCCAUCCAGCACCGGAUGCAUGGCUCAAUGCUGAGGCUGUACCAGGUGUCCCCUGCUGACUCGGGCGAGUACGUGUGCCGUGUAGUGGGAGGCUCCGUACCCCUGGAAACCUCAGUCCUGGUCACCAUUGAGCGUGCAGGCUCUAUCCCUGGGGUCAGCGUCACCCCCCCAGUGCGGAUUGAGUCAUCUUCCUCACAUGUGGCCGAAGGGCAGACCCUGGACCUGAACUGCCUCGUUGCUGGGCAGGCCCAUGCCCAGAUCACGUGGCUCAAGCGGGGGAGCAGCCUCCCUGCUCGGCACCAGGUACUCGGCUCGAGGCUUCGGCUGUCCCAGGUGACCCCUGCCGACUCUGGGGAGUACGUGUGCCGUGUGACCAGCAGCUCAGGCACCCAGGAGGCCUCAGUCCUUGUGACCAUCCAGCAGCGCCCAAGUCCCCCGCACUUCCAGGGCGUUGUAUACCCUGUCCGCAUUGAGUCCUCCUCAACCUCCAUGGCCAAUGGACAUACGCUGGACCUCAACUGCUUGGUGACCAGCCAGACCCCCCACACUAUCACCUGGUAUAAGCGUGGGGGCAGCUUGCCUAGUCGGCACCAGAUUGUGGGCUCCCGGCUACGGAUCCCCCAGGUGACGCCUGCAGACUCAGGUGAGUACGUGUGCCACGUCAGCAAUGGUGCCGGCUCCCAGGAGACCUCACUCAUAGUCACCAUCCAGGGCAGCGGCUCCUCCCAUGUGCCCGUUGUCUCCCCACCAAUCAAGAUUGAGUCCUCAUCCCCCACAGUGGUAGAAGGACAGACCUUGGAUCUAAACUGUGUGGUUGCCGGGCAGCCACAGGCCACCAUCACAUGGUACAGGAGAGGAGGCAACCUUCCUGCCCGAUACCAGGCCCAUGGCUCCCGCCUGCGUCUGCACCAGCUGUCCGUAGCUGACUCGGGCGAGUACGUGUGCCGAGCCAACAACAACAUUGACGCCCUGGAGGCCUCCAUUGUGAUCUCUGUCUCUCCCAGCACCAGCAAUCCCUCUGGCCCUGGUGGUAACCAACCCAUCAGAAUUGAGUCGUCAUCUUCACAAGUGGCGGAGGGGCAGACGCUAGACCUCAACUGUGUGGUCCCUGGACAGGCCCAUGCUCAGGUCACAUGGCACAAGCGUGGAGGUAGCCUCCCCGUUAAGCAUCAGAUUCAUGGCUCGUGGCUGCGCCUAUACCAAGUGUCCCCAGCUGACUCUGGCGAGUACAUGUGCCGCGUGGUGGGCAGCUCUGGCCCUCUGGAGGCUUCAGUCCUGGUCACCAUUGAGGCUUCCAACUCCGGUGCUGGUGGUGUUCCUGCCCCUGGAGGAGCUCUGCCCAUCCGGAUUGAAACCUCAUCUUCUCGAGUGGCUGAAGGCCAGACACUGGAUCUGAACUGCGUGGUCCCUGGCCAGCCCCAUGCCCAGGUCACGUGGCACAAGCGCGGGGGCAGCCUGCCCACCCGGCACCAGGUCCAUGGAACCUUAUUGAGGCUCAACCAAGUGUCCCCCGUGGAUUCCGGCGAGUACUCGUGCAAAGUGACUGGCAGCUCAGGCACCCUGGAGGCCUCUGUUCUGGUCACAAUUGAGGCUUCCAGCCCAGGCCCCAUUCCAGCCCCCGGACUGGCUCAGCCUAUCUACAUUGAAGCUGCCUCCUCACAUGUGGCCGAGGGUCAGGCGCUGGACCUGAACUGCGUGGUGCCCGGGCAGGCUCAUGCCCAGGUCAUGUGGCACAAGCGUGGGGGCAGCCUGCCCUCCCAGCAUCAGACCCAUGGCUCCCAGCUGCGGCUCCACCAAGUCUCUCCUGCCGAUUCUGGCGAGUACGUGUGCCAAGUGGUUGGUGGCUCGGGCCCUGAGCAUGAGGCUUCCUUCACGGUCACAGUCGUACCCAGCCCUGGAUCCUCCUACCGCCUCCGGAGUCCUGUCAUUUCCAUUGACCCACCCAGCAGCACUGUGCAGCCAGGCCAGGAUGCCAGCUUCAAGUGCCUCAUCCAUGAUGGGGCAUCCCCCAUCAGCCUGGAGUGGAAGACCCGGAACCAAGAGCUGGAGGACAAUGUCCACGUCAGUCCCAAUGGUUCCAUCAUCACCAUUGUGGGCGCCCGGCCCAGCAACCACGGUGCCUACCGCUGUGUGGCCUCCAACGCGUACGGAGUGGCUCAGAGUGUCGUGACCCUCAAUGUACACGGGCCCCCAUCUGUGUCUGUGCGCCCUGAGGGCCCUAUUAGGGUGAAAGCCGGAAAGUCUGUCACCCUGGAGUGUCUCACCUCGGGGGAACCCCGCUCCUCGGCUCGUUGGACCCGCCUUGACACCCCCAAUAAGUUGGAACAGCGGAUAUAUGGGCUCGUGGACAACCACAUGAUGCUGCAGAUUUCAUCAGCCAAGCCAUCCGAUGCAGGCACCUACGUGUGCCUAGCACAGAAUGCACUAGGCAUGGCCCAGAAGAGGGUGGAGGUGAUCGUGGACAUGGGCAUCGCAGCCCCAGGAGCCCCCCAGGUGCAGGUGGAAGAAGUCGAGCUGACUGUGGAGGCAGGACACACAGCCACGCUGCGUUGCUCAGCCACAGGAAACCCUACGCCCACUAUCCACUGGUCCAAGCUGCGCUCCCCAUUGCCUUGGCAGCACCGGCUGGAAGGCAGCACACUGAUCAUCCCCCGCGUAGCCCAGCAGGACUCGGGCCAGUACAUCUGUAAUGCCACCAACUCUGUCGGGCAUGAGGAGGCCACCAUUGCCUUGCACGUGGAGAGUCCCCCAUACGCCACCACAGUCCCAGAGCAUGCAUCAGUGCGGGCAGGGGAGACAGUACAGCUGCAAUGCCUGGCCCACGGGACACCACCCCUCACCUUCCAGUGGAGCCGUGUGGAUGGCAGCCUCCCGGCUCGGGCAACAGCCAGGAAGGAGCUGCUGCGCUUUGAGCCUGCCACUCCUGAGGACUCCGGCCGCUACCGCUGCCAGGUCACGAACCGGGUGGGCUCAGCAGAGGCCUUUGCUCAGCUCACCGUCCAAGGUGAGCACCCCACAGGGUCUCUGCCUGUCAACUAUCCUCCCGUCACCAACGCCCCAGCCGGCGCCUCGCCCACCGUACAGGUGACGCCUCAGCAAGAGACCAAGAGCAUCGGGGCCAGUGUGGAGUUCCACUGUGCAGUGCCCAGCGACCGCGGCACCCAGCUCCGAUGGUUCAAGGAAGGGGGUCAGCUGCCUCCAGGCCACAGCGUGCAGGAUGGGGUGCUGCGAAUCCAGAACUUGGACCAGAGCUGCCAAGGGAUAUACAUAUGUCAGGCCCAUGGACCGUGGGGACAGGCCCAAGCCAGUGCCCAGCUGGUUGUCCAAGCCCUGCCCUCCGUGCUCAUCAACAUCCGGACCUCUGUGCAGACCGUGGUGGUCGGCCAUGCUGUGGAAUUCGAGUGCCUGGCGCUCGGUGACCCUAAGCCCCAGGUGACCUGGAGCAAAGUUGGUGGGCGCCUGCGGCCUGGCAUUGUGCAGAGUGGAGGCAUCGUCAGGAUUGCCCACGUGGAGCUGGCAGAUGCAGGACAGUACCGCUGCACCGCCACCAAUGCUGCUGGCACCACCCAGUCCCACGUGCUGCUGCUCGUACAAGCCUUGCCCCAGAUCUCCACGCCCACAGAGGUCCGUGUGCCUGCUGGAUCCGCAGCCGUCUUCCCGUGUAUGGCCUCUGGCUACCCCACUCCUGACAUCACCUGGUCCAAGCUGGAUGGCAGCCUGCCACCCGACAGCCGGCUGGAGAACAACAUGCUGAUGCUGCCCUCGGUCCGACCCCAGGAUGCAGGCACCUACGUCUGCACUGCCACCAACCGCCAGGGCAAGGUCAAAGCCUUUGCCCACCUGCAGGUGCCAGAGCGGGUGGUGCCCUACUUCACACAGACCCCUCACUCCUUCCUGCCGCUGCCAACCAUCAAGGACGCCUACAGGAAGUUUGAGAUCAAGAUCACCUUCCGGCCUGACUCAGCCGACGGGAUGCUGCUGUACAACGGGCAGAAGCGGACCUCAGGGGGCCCCACCAACUUGGCCCACCGGCAGCCUGACUUCAUCUCCUUUGGCCUCGUGGGCGGAAGGCCCGAGUUCCGGUUUGAUGCAGGCUCUGGCAUGGCCACCAUCCGCCACCCCACGCCACUACCGCUGGGCCAGUUCCACACCGUCACCUUGCUACGCAGCCUCACCCAGGGCUCCCUGGUUGUGGGUAACCUCGCUCCGGUUAAUGGGACCUCCCAGGGCAAGUUCCAGGGCCUGGACCUGAAUGAGGAGCUCUACCUGGGUGGCUAUCCUGACUAUGGCGCCAUCCACAAGGCUGGGCUGAGCAGUGGCUUCGUGGGCUGUGUCCGGGAACUGCGCAUCCAGGGCGAAGAGAUCAUCUUCCACGACCUCAACCUCACGGCACACGGCAUCUCCCACUGCCCCACCUGCCAGGACCGGCCCUGCCAGAAUGGAGGCCGGUGCCAGGACUCGGAGAGCAGCAGCUAUGUGUGCCUCUGCCCGGCGGGCUUCACCGGGAGCCGCUGUGAGCACUCGCAGGCCCUGCACUGCCACCCAGAGGCCUGUGGGCCUGACGCCACCUGUGUGAACCGGCCGGAUGGUCGAGGUUACACCUGCCGCUGCCACCUGGGCCGCUCAGGGACGAAGUGUGAGGAAGGUGUGACAGUAACCACCCCCUCCAUGUUGGGCACCGACUCCUACCUGGCAUUGCCUGCUCUCACCAACACACACCAUGAGCUGCGUCUGGAUGUUGAGUUCAAACCGCUGACACCAGACGGAAUCUUGCUGUUCAGCGGAGGGAAGAGUGGGCCUGUGGAGGACUUUGUAUCCCUGGCGAUGGUCGGUGGGCAUCUGGAGUUCCGCUACGAGUUGGGCUCAGGCCUGGCUGUUCUGCGCAGUGCUGAGCCCCUGGCCCUGGGCCGCUGGCACCGCGUGUCUGCAGAGCGUCUCAACAAAGACGGCAGCCUGCGGGUGAAUGGUGGACGCCCUGUGUUACGUUCCUCGCCGGGCAAGAGCCAGGGUCUCAACCUGCAUACCCUCCUCUACCUGGGUGGUGUGGAGCCGUCCGUGCCGCUGCCCCCUGCCAUCAACAUCAGCACUCAUUUCCGUGGCUGUGUGGGCGAGGUGUCAGUGAAUGGAAAGCGGCUAGACCUCACCUACAGCUUCCUGGGCAGCCGGGGUAUCGGGCAGUGCUACGACAGCUCCCCAUGUGAGGGCCAGCCAUGCCAGAAUGGUGCCACAUGCAUGCCCACUGGCGAGUAUGAAUUCCAGUGCCUGUGUCAGGAUGGCUUCAAAGGAGACCUCUGUGAGCAUGAGGAGAACCCCUGCCAGCUCCAUGAGCCCUGUCUGCAUGGGGGCACCUGCCAGGGCACCCACUGCCUCUGCGCCCCUGGCUUUUCUGGGCCACGCUGUCAACAAGGUCCAGGACAUAGCCCAGCAGAAUCUGACUGGCAUCUUGAAGGCAGUGGGGGCAAUGAUGCCCCUGGGCAGUAUGGCGCCUACUUCCAUGAUGGUGGCUACCUUGCCCUCCCUGGCCGCAUCUUCUCUAGAGGCCUGCCUGAGGCACCUGAGACCAUCGAGCUGGAAGUGCGGACCAGCACUGCCAAUGGCCUCCUGCUUUGGCAGGGUGUGAUGGGUGGGAAGGCCGGCCAAGGCAAGGACUUCAUCAGUCUCGGGCUGCAGGAUGGACAGCUUGUCUUUAGCUACCAGCUGGGCAGUGGGGAGGCCCGCCUGGUCUCUGAGGACCCCAUCAAUGAUGGCGAGUGGCAUCGUGUAACAGCACUGAGAGAGGGCCAGAACGGCUCCAUCCAGGUCGACGGCGAGGAGCUGGUUAGGGGCCAGUCCCCAGGCCCUAACAUAGCAGUCAAUACCAAGAGCACGAUCUACAUAGGCGGAGCCCCGGAUGUGGCCGCUUUGACUGGCAACAGGUUCUCUGCAGGCAUCACAGGCUGCAUCAAGAAUCUGGUGCUGCACUCGGCCUGGCCCGGUGCCCCACCCCCACAGCCCCUGGACCUGCAGCACCGCGCCCAGGCGGGGACCAACACACGUCCUUGCCCCUCAUAG
Elephantulus edwardii (Cape elephant shrew) is the source of this 13212-nucleotide messenger RNA. RefSeq names its product heparan sulfate proteoglycan 2 (gene HSPG2). Gene Ontology annotation, molecular function: cell adhesion molecule binding; calcium ion binding. Bases 1 to 13212 code for a protein of 4403 amino acids. Gene Ontology annotation, biological process: cell-cell adhesion. Gene Ontology annotation, cellular component: cell-cell junction. Lineage: Eukaryota; Metazoa; Chordata; Mammalia; Macroscelidea; Macroscelididae. The transcript has 97 exons. The record is from RefSeq and is a predicted model, not a curated record.